Labeo rohita (rohu) is the source of this 1700-nucleotide messenger RNA. RefSeq names its product G patch domain containing 3 (gene gpatch3). NCBI's taxonomy places the organism in Eukaryota, Metazoa, Chordata, Actinopteri, Cypriniformes, Cyprinidae. Gene Ontology annotation, molecular function: nucleic acid binding. Gene Ontology annotation, biological process: negative regulation of RIG-I signaling pathway; positive regulation of DNA-templated transcription; negative regulation of type I interferon production. The record is from RefSeq and is a predicted model, not a curated record.
CAGCCGGAUGUGGAUUCAGUCUCAAGAAUGGCGGCGUCGGAAGAGGUGACGUAUUUCGUUGUAAACAACAUUCCUGCCCUGUUCCGAUCCGCAGACCUGAGGAACUAUUUUAGCCAGUUUGUCGAGAGUAAGGGAUUCGCGUGUUUUCAUUAUCGCCAUCGGCCGGAGGUUCGAGUGCAGAGCUCGGGGUUAACAGAUAACAUUAGCGGAUCUAGUGAGCGGACGAGCGGUUCGGAUGUUUCUGAGGGAAAAAGCGCGGGCUCGUGUUGUUGUGUGGUGUCGGUUCGCUCACAGGAAUCGGACAGAUUCAUGAAGAUGUAUUUGGGGAACCAGUGGAUCGACUCUAAAGGAAACUGGCUGAGAAGAAAGUGUUUGAUCCGGAGAGUCAGAGUGUCAGAGCAGGCUGAUCACAAUUCAUUCCCGUACAAGACGAAGGCCGAGAUGAGACGUCACGUCGCCCAGUCAGAGCAUUUCACCAUGUCGGACCUCAAGGGCCUGCCGGAGCUCAAUCCGCCGGCGCUCAUGCCGGCGGGAAACGUCGGCACACCUGUAACUGUUUUUCUUGAGCUCAUCCAAUCCUGCCGCCUCCCGCCGCGUCUCAUCCGCAAACUGGGUCUCACGUUUCCCAAAACUGGCUCGAAUCGGCGAUACGGCAACGUGCCAUACCUCUAUCGCAACACGGCCGUCGUGAGCCCCGCGGAGGAGAGCGUCUUCACCGCCGGAGGAGUCGAGAUCUCGGGGCCCGGCGGCUUGGACACGCCCACAAACUCUCAAACAGUAGAUAAAGACACGCCCACACAUUCACAAAUUCAAAUAGACGAAGAGGACACGCCCAGUUCUCCACCUGUCAAUCAAGAGUCACAGGAAGAAGGAAGUGAAGAGGAGCUGUCAGGCCCUGAUGAUGACGAUGACCGCUGUGAGGAGUGGGAGCGUCACGAGGCCCUCCACGAAGACGUGACCAGUCAGGAGCGCACUAAAGAGAGGCUGUUUGAGGAGGAGAUCGAGCUCAAGUGGGAGAAGGGCGGAUCGGGCCUCGUCUUCUACACAGACGCUCAGUUCUGGCAGGAGGAAGAAGGAGAUUUUGAUGAGCAAACAGCAGACGACUGGGACGUGGAUAUGAGCGUCUACUAUGACAAAGAUGGAGGCGAUAUGGACGCCAGAGAUUACGUGCACAUGCGCUCUGAAAAGAGGCUGCGGGACGGUCUGGACGGGCUGCCGGGACGACAGCAGAAAAUCGGCAGCUUUGAGAGGUUUACAAAGGGAGUGGGCCGGCGUGUGAUGGAGAAGCAGGGCUGGAGGGACGGAGAAGGGCUUGGGAACAGUCGAAUAGGAAUGGCGGAGGCGCUGGAGAACGACGGACAGCAUCCCAACUGCAAGAGAGGCUUUGGGUAUCAUGGAGAAAAGCUCAGCUCAUUCCUUCCACCUAAAAAACCCAAAAAAGACUUUCACAUCUCCACAGUUUAUGAUGAACCUCAAGACAUUGAUAAAGGAGACGAAGUGCUGCGGCGUCAACCCAACACCAGCAUGAAGUACACACCAGGGGGCAGCGCUGAGCCGAACACAUGACCGCUGAUCACUACUGACAUUCACUACUAGGACUAUUGCCUAUUUAUUAUUGUCUGUGCGCUAAAAACAAUGGAUGCUUUUACACACAGCUGUACAUUAUUUUUCUGUGAUUUUUGUAUUAAACAUUUUCAAAA